Molecule: messenger RNA, 10343 nt
Organism: Haliotis rufescens (red abalone)
Lineage: Eukaryota; Metazoa; Mollusca; Gastropoda; Lepetellida; Haliotidae
Product: zinc finger ZZ-type and EF-hand domain-containing protein 1-like
Exons: 76
Coding region: 102-8393 (2763 amino acids)
Molecular function (GO): zinc ion binding; calcium ion binding
Source: RefSeq, a predicted model, not a curated record
UGGAGAUUCAUAAACCCGACUCGUUUUCCAGAAACGAUAUUGCAAGCUUUUAUCAUAAAACAAAUGAAAAAGUUACAUUUUGUUGAAGUUUGAUCCACGAAAUGGGCAACACUGCCAGUAGUGACAGCGAAGAUGAAGUACGUGUUGACAACAAAGAGGUUGAUGAUGGCUAUUCUGACAGUGAAGCAGAAACGGGGGACAAAGAUGGACCUUCCCUGACAGAUCUCCAUGCUCUCUUCAAUGAGCCAGGGCUACUGCGAUCAGUCGCCUCCAAGAUAAAAGACCCCAUCCCUGACAAUGUGAUCCACCAGUACCACGGCCACAUCAUCCGGUGGCUGAGAGAGAGGCAGGACAGGAUGGAGGAGAAUGUCACGUUAAGCCAGUUUUGUGACAUGCUGAUGGCAAAGGGAGUGUCCAGAAAUGAGGUUGUGAAGGCGUUCCAGCAGUUUGACACAGAUGGCAGUGGUGUCGCAGAGGUGUCAACCAUGAUGGAUGCCCUGUCCACCUUCUCGUCCGGCAACGUGAUGGGAGAGUUAGGGAAGAACAUCCGCAUGCUCCAAGCCUGCUCCCUCACUGCAGGGUUUGUGGAUGUAUAUGCUGGAGACAAGAACCCGAUGAGCCGGCAUGGAGAGAAGAUCCUCAAGUACUUGCUGCGGAACCGUGCAGAAACAUCCUCCCUUCCGUUCCCUCAUCUUAACGGCUUUAACAACACCAGCAACAUGCGCAUGUCAGUUCUCAAGUCUACCUUCACGUCUCUGAAGGAUGCUGCCAAGAUGGAGAAUGAGGAGCAGGAGCUUGCAGAAGGAGAGGAGCUGAAACCCAUCACCAAGUGCUUCAGUGCCAUGGAGGUCUCCACAAACUCCUCUGAUGCCUACAGAUUAACUAAUGGUGACCCAUAUAGCUUCUGGCAGUCAGACGGAGCUGCUCGGACCCACUGGAUCAGGCUACGGAUGAGGAACAAUGUGGUGAUCAAACAGCUGUCGGUGUCGGUGGCAUCAUCCGAUCAGAGUUACAUGCCGGAGCUGGUGAUGGUGUCGGCAGGCAGGAGUCCCAGAGCUCUGCGGGAGCUCAAGGAGGUCCGCAUUGCUAGUCAUUUUACUGGAGAUGUUGUGCUUUUGAAAAAUGCCAAGGUCUUCUACCCUAUCAUUCAGAUUAACAUCAAACGGUGCCACAGUGAUGGCUGUGAUACUAGGAUACAUGGCAUCAAGACAGUUGGAUACAGAGUUGUCCGAGAGCCCGGUGUGACAGUGAUGGAUGCGACGGCGAUGUGGUACCUGCAGAUCCUGGCGUCCACAGUGUCUGCCACUGUUCCUCAGUCUCCACAGCUCAGACUGCUGGUCCUGCAACAUACCAAGAAGGCCCUGGAACACAUGCCGCCGCUGUCCCUCAGCCUGGCCAGCACUGACCGUCCCCAGUUCCUCAGCAAGCAUGUGAUGCAGGAGAUGGAGACAUUCAUCACGGAGCUGGCAAGUAAAGGAGAUGAGAUCAUCCCCGAGGGAUUACACCUACUGCUGGGGCUCAACUUGGCCAGGGGCAACGUGGCGGGCCUGCUGAAAACCCUCAAACACUUUUAUAGAAAUCCUGAGUUAACCCUGCCGUGUUCAGGUCUGCUGCUGAAGAUGAUAGAUGCCAGGAACUCCUGCUGGGAGAGAUUAGAGAGCCCCCUGCAGUUCAGCGUUUGUGGAUGUGACGGGGGUCAGAGUGAUGAGACAUCAAGUGCCGAGAAUGUCACCCUGAAGCCAUCGGGCAAUGCGCCACAACCCUACCUGUCCGAAGAAGGCAAGACAAAGGUGAACAUGUUCUUUAAGGCCCAAGAGAACAUUCAGCUCACCAAGCUCAGAAUAAAGAUAACCCCUGGCGGUCGUGGACCACGGAGAGGACUGGUGUUUGUGUUCAGAGAGAGCAAGGAGUUUAAGCUGGAGGAACAGAUUGAGAGGUUCAACUUGUAUGAUACAUGGCAUGAACUCGAGUACAACUUUAGUGUACAAGUCAGAAAUGUUGGUAUUGGAGGAAAGCCUGACAACCCUGUAUCCUUCUUCAUGUUUGAUGAUGACUGUGAUGAAAUGGACGUCCCUGUCAGCUGGUACCCUACAGGCCAGUACGUCUUGAUCAAGUUCCUGGAGCCCCGACAGGAGAGUGCAGGCAAAAUAGGCGUCAUCUCUAUCAAGUUUUAUGGAUUUGUCAGGAAGUCUCCAUUCACAGAGGAAGAAGUUGAGAUUGUCCAUCCACCCAACCCUGAGAAGCGCCCCGAGACCCAGAGUCCCGAGAUCUCCAAGUGGGUCCUCACGUUCCUCGUGGACCUCGCCCAGGAUCAGGUUCGGAAGAGGGGGAGAUCUGCAAAACCCGAGUGUCUGGAUUUCUAUGAUGUUCAGCUACAGAAUCUCUGGAAUCUCUACAAGAACUUCAUAUCAAGCAAGGAUGAGAGAUGGCGGGAGUGCAGCCUGUUGCUGCUGCAGCUGCUCCACAGUCUCACGCCCACGCUCUCACCACUCAAGGAUGAGGAUAAGGCCACUGCUGAAGAAAUGUUCCAACACCUUUGCAAAAUGAUUGACACCCCAAACACUGACCCCAAGAGCAAGCCAUACAGGCUGGCACAAGAGCUCAUUGUUGAUGGUGCAUCCCUGUUCUUCCCUGACAAAGAAACAAAACGACAACGCCUCUUCAACAUGAUGAACAACGUAGAUAAUCUGGCCACAGCACCCUCUGUGUCCCUCGUGUUCCAGUCUCUGUGUCAGUUCUUCAGCUCCGUGGACCCGAGAGGACUGCUGGACCUCCCGACAGCAUCAUCAGAGAAGUUUGAUGCCAGUCACGUGAUAGAAGUGAUGCAGACACUGAUUGUAGUAGCAGGGCAGGAGUUCGAGGCUUCUCUCGACUCGGCGGAACAGAACGAGAAGCUGACGUACCUGAUCCGCCUGACCGGCUCCCUGCAAACGUCCCUCCUGACCUGGUGCUGGCAGCAGAUGAUGGACGGGGACGACGCCAUGAAGCUCACCGCCGUGCAGACCGCCCUCAAGUAUUCUAUCCAUGUUUCCAACAAAGGUGUGGAAGCACUCAAGUUGUUCAAAAGACAACCUAAGGAAAAGAUUGAGCAACUAGUCAAAGCUCUCCAGCCAGCUUUUCUCUCAUCUGUGAUACGACAGUUGGUGCUGAUAUUGACUUACCUGUGUGAUCAGUUUGACUGCCAAUCCCGAGUAUCUCUGUUGCACAACUUUCAACUGCUGUCCCAGGAGCUUGUGUCCAUGGCUUCCACGUUCCCUGAUCUCUUCCCCAAGAUCACCAGUGAGAACUGGGGCGACAUGAAGGCUGACGACAUCGUGCUGCGGACGUGGAGCAUGGAGUCUCCUCACAACUACGACAACAACUCCUACAUCACACAGGUGUUCUCCUGUCCCGGAGCUACCAAGUUGAUUGUGGACUUUGAUCCUAGAUGUGAGACUGAGAGAAGGUAUGAUUACUUGGAGUUCACGGAUGCAAAGGGCCUGAAGAUGAAGUUUGAUCAGAAGGUUGGCACACCAAAAUGGCAGAAGCAGGUUGUGUUCAGUGGCCCACAUCUCCACUUCCUGUUCCGGUCAGACAGCAGCAACACAGAGUGGGGGUACAAGUUUCUGGUGACCGCUAAGGGGACUCCCGACAUCCCCCUUUCCUGGCCCUACGAUCUACAGCUGGGUCUGGCCAAGUUGUUCGGCAGACUGUGUGGUGCUACUCUCAGCUCCAAUCCAAUCCUCCCCAAGGACAGUAUUGCUGCUGUGGAGGAGAGUGCAGAGCAGGAUGUCCUCCAGAGCGAGCUUUGGACGUCCUUAUUCCGUGGAGGCUACAUGGUUGGCAAACUACAGAGGUCUCUCUCUGGGCGGGUGGCUACAGAUGAGGCUACCACUGUGCUUGCAUUUCUAUGGAACAUGAUAAAUGGCCAAGCAGAAUUAGCAAAAGCAUUUCUUCAAAAAUGUCGUGAUCUCAAGGUGCGUGUGUCGACGGUGGGUGGGGAGGAGGUGGAUUCUGCUGUCACAGCCAUCUUCGCUGCCCUGCUGUGGCACACCCAGCAACUCAGGGAGGAAGUCGACAGAUAUUGUCAAUCGAAAGGCAGCAUACAUGAUGGUAUUGGCCAGGCCUAUGCAGCUGCCGAAUCUCUGAGAAUGAUGCUGGCAAGCCAAAGACAAAGUGCUUCGGCCAAGAAAAGUAAUUUACCCGAAGAUGAAAACCCAGUGCAUAUAUGUAAAGAAAAGGCUCUGUAUCUGCUGAGAUUUGCUGGUUUAACCAAAGUCCAACUCAGGCAAGACAUGAGAAGUAAAGCCAACAAGCACCUGCUGAGAAAACUAGGCAAUAAAAAGUCAGAUAAAAACCUGCUGAAGCCUGACCUGUCUGACAAGUACCCAUCUUUCCGCCUUGUGAUGGAGUUUGUGCAGGACCCAGCGUGGACAACGGACAGGGUGCACCAGAUGCUGCAGGAGCGGUCACAGUACGCCACGGCUGUCAGUGACGUGCACAUGUUCUCUGCGGAGUUCGUAAGGAUCAUGUCUGGCAAUGAUCCCUUCCAGAUACCUAUAGUGCUGUUCCUGCAGGAGUUGUUCAGUUACCAGGACAAGUUCGCCAAGCACUAUGCAGACGGCCUGGAUGGAUGUGGUCUGGAACAGGAGGCCAAGGUGCGGAGGUCCUACUACACCCUCGUACGCCGCCUCGUGGAAGGCUUUCAGAGGUUUCACCAUCACGAAGUCGACGAGAAAGUUGUUCCGGCCUAUGACUUUGUCCAGGCCUGUCUUCUUCAUCUGCUGGACACACAGUGGCAGCCUUACGACCUGUCAUUUGUGGCAGACAUCAAGCUUCCAGAACUAUUCAUCAGUAUUGCUAAAGAGACAGUGAAGAUGCGGGACCGGCUGAUCGGGAAGCAGGAGGAAGAGGAGGAGCUCCGGGAGUACGACCAGUACAUGCACUGGUUCGAGGAGAGCAGUCGGGGAUUCUCCAACUGGUACAGGCGCAAAGAGGAUGCUUCAAAGGAGGAGAAGAAAGCUAUCCAGAUGUUUGUGGCCCGAUUCUGUGAUCUGUUGGACGUGGAGAUCUCCUGUGAUGGGUGUGGCGCCACUCUCCCUGGCAGGAGGUACCGCUGCCUGCAGUGUGUGGACAUGGACCUCUGCACCACCUGCUACUCAGGAGGUGUGAAGCCCCAUGGAGAACACAAGGACGAGCACGAUAUUGUCCAUCUAGUAUACAAGUGUAACAAGUGCCAAGCAUUUAUUGUGGGGACCAGGGUGCACUGCAAUGCAUGUGAUGACUUCGACCUGUGCCUCGGCUGCCACAAGAAGGCCAAGUUUCCCUCAGGACAUCUGGAAACCCAUGAUAUUACCAUGAUACCUCUGGUUAAAUUGAAAACCUCCCAAGCCACAGACUCCCUCAUCCAGGCCUACAUCCACCAGCAUGUGUGGCUGCUUUUCUCCGCGCUGACGAUGGGACUGGGGGAUGUCAUCUACAACAGCAGCAGUCAAGCUGUGGACCCCGACUAUGUGAAGCUGGCAGCCCAGCAACAGAACCAGUGCAUCACACUCAUCACAUCCUGCCUGGAAAAGGUGCCGGAUGAUGCGGAUGAUGGCAGUAAGAGGCUGCUACAGGAAGAACCAAGGCCUCUGGAGAGUCGCCAGGAGGAAGCAUUUGCCAUCCACUCACAGGAGAGGAUAAUGGGAUUGUUGGGAGCCAUGAUUCCAUCAGAAAACAAAGAGUCCCUGACUGGGGAGACGUAUAACUUCACCACAGGCAGUUUCCUGGACAUGCUCUUCAAGAUUGCCAAGGGUGAGAGCGGCCAUGAGCUGAACACACAACACCUGGCCAUGGGGCUACUUGGGAGGUUGCUGGCAAAAAGUUCUACCAAGGUUGCUGAUGAAUCGGUGAGGAAGGUGUUGACGGCCGGAGUGAAGGAGAGUUCCACAGAAGGGGAGACAACUGUCAAUCACCUGUUUAGAUUUGGAGCCUAUUGUCUUGAGAGGAGUGGACUGGAGUGGGCCUGCUCCAUGGCUCGGAUCCUGGGGACACUGUCCAACUCGGACCAGUGGAAGUCUGUUGUCCACCAUCACAUCUCAUCCUGUGUCCAGAGUCUCCGACAGAAGCCAGAACUAUCCUCCAUCUUCGCCAUGUUCGUGAUGGCUGGCUUUCCUGAGGUGUUGACCAUGGGGACGCUGGUCCACUACACACACACCACACUGGAAGCCAAGAAUGGAGUGGUCAUCAAACACUUCCCUGACAAGUAUCGCACUCUGGUUGUUGACCUGAAGACAAGGAAACGGCAUAUAGUCAAGGAUCAGUAUGUGAUGUGUGUGAGCGAGACGGCCGAGGCCUGGGACACGGAGCACAUGUCGGAGUUCACUGGAAUCAUCAUGGACACCGUCACCAAACUCAGGGCAGGUGAAGAGAACAGUGUGGAGAACAUGUGGGUGCUGUCCUUGGCACUGAAGGUGCUCAACAACAGUCUGAAGGCCGGGGAGAAAUGCCUGACUCACAACUUCUUCAAGCCUGAGUUCAUCCAGUCCCUGGUGUUUGUAGCCAGCAAGGGCACCGGCUUCAGCCAGCAGUGGCUGCUCAAGGAUCUGGAGGUCCUGUCACUCAUGCUCUACACCCAUGACGGGUCAGCAAAUCCUGUAAAGAAAACGAAACUACCCGGGUGCAAGGACGAUCCCAGCAGGAAGAAAGACCCAGUGAAAGAUGACAACUCCAGUAAAUGCAGUGACGACGAGAACCGCAAUGAAGACGAUGACCUUGACGAGGAGCUGAACUUGUCUUCCUCCUCUUCCUCCUCCUCGUCUUCCUCUGACUCAGACACAUCCUGGGAGGGAAACGACAAGGAGGUGUUUGGCGUCAUGGACGAAAAGACCAAGUCAUUGUUUGAGGCUCUGCACCAUGAGUUGAAAGUGCCUUUGUCCGUGCUGCGGGUGAUGUUUGAUAUGAAUGACGGGAACCUGGAGGCGGUAAUGAAAGCCAUUGUAGAGAAUUUUGAGGGGUCGGAAGAGGUAAAGGCUUUCAUGGAAAAAUGGGAAGGAAAUGCGGACGUGAAGGCAUCGGUGAAAGCCCUGCACCUCAGUGUAGGAGCUGAGAGAGUCAUCGACACAGGCAUCCACUUCCACCCAGCACUGAAAGGCACACCCAGGACGAUAGACAAGGCAGUGGAAGAGUCCGGCCAGAGCAGUGAGAACUUGAUACAACAGUCAGACUCCCUCCAGGGAGACAUCAGUGAAAAGUCUCGCAGCAAAAGUGCAGAGCUGCUCAAGAAAGAACUUGAAAAACAUGGACGUGUGGGAUCACGGGAAUACUUGGCCAAAGUGAACAUGGCUAUGGGUAUAUUGUAUGCCCGACACUUGCUGACUGGACUGCUUGCCUAUUGGCCAGAAUAUGGUCAUGUGAUCAAUGCUUCACUUCUGGGAUGUAAGGAGGUGCAACAGAUUCCGUGUGUGCUGGAUCUGUUGUACAAGACAGACAAUCGCAACUGUUUCAAGAAAGUGGUACAGAAGGUGAUACAACACUGUGAUAAGUCCAGCUUGGUGCCCAUAGCAUACACAGCAUGUCAGUUCAUGGAAGAGGUGACGUUGUCGGCGGUGGCGAGAGAGUCGGACCACAACUACAAACUGGAGAACAAGGAGGAGAUGAUCCCCCUGCCUGGAGCUUCCUUCCUCACCAUCACAUUCGACAGCAAAUGUGCAACCAAAGAAGACUACAGUGAGCUGACAUUCAGCACCAAUGAGUCAUUGACCAAAGACGUUCAUUCCUUCUCCGGGACAUCCAAGUCCAAGUGGAGCAGCUUCCAAGUGCCAGGUGACACAGUGUACUACAAGUUCACCUGCAGUAGUGACGAUGGUCCUCCGGAACUGUGGGGGUACAAGUUCACCAUCACCGCAGGGACCAGGGACAGCUUCGAGACGGGACACACCAUCCUGGAGUCUGUUCUCUCUUCCGAUGUCGCCUUGUGUCUGCCGCUGUGUGACCUGUGGUCAAGUCUGGUAUACGUGGCCUGCAAGCAGACCGGCACACAGAGACUCAAGGCCAUACAGCUGCUCCUGAAGAUUACACAGACACAGUUCAGGUGUAGACUGGGGACAGACCAGAAGCCCUCUGUUGAUCCAGGGCUUCUCAAGCCACUAUGGUUCCUCUACACCAGUCUCACCAAAGAUGACGCAGAUCCAGGGAAUGUCCUGCCGCCGGUUGUCCGUGCUCUGUCCGAGCUGUUCUUGCAAGUGGAAAACCUUGUCAUGGAGUGGGACAUGCAUGUAGACUACUUGGUGGCAGUGCAGGAUAUUGAGGACAUUCGCAAGGUGGUCGGACAGGGCCUCAUCAACAUUGCUGCCAUUGGCCAUAUGAUCGGGUACAAGAACUCUGCUACGGAGCUGGCACUAGCUGUCAAGAAACGAAGCACAGCAGUUUAAAGUUCUCAAGAAAAAUAACUCUGCCAGCUUUUAGGAUAUGUACAGUAAUGAUAUGUUUCAUGUACAAAUGCGUUCAUUAUGUACAAUAUGUAUUUUAAUUUGUAAUAUAAUUUGUACAUUUCUAAUAGUUGUUUUAUGUUUUGAGCUUUGCACCAAUGUUUUUGUCAACAGUCAACUCUUCUGUGAUUCUUGCCAUAAUUAAAUACUGACUGCCUAAAUAGCAUGAACCAGUUCAAGAGAAUCUUUCUUUCGAAGAGUUAGUUUUUCGUCCUGCAGCUACAGGUCAUCAGGUUGUCCUUUCUUCACUAUACAUUUUCUUUAUAUAUAAAUCCACUGAUGCUUGAGAGGAGGGGGGUGUCGCACUCAUAAUGAGUCGCGAUUUUGGCAAGGGACAGUGGUCGCAUUUCUUUUGGAGACACAUUAAUUUCACGAUUUACAGUAACCAAUUGUCUGCCUGCACUGUUCAUGUUAGCCAGUAACAUGUUGCCUGGACCAGUCACCACUAACAUGUUCUCAUAGAAGGAUAAGGGACAGCUGUAAUUAUGGAGAUAUAUCAGGUGUUCCCACGUUAACCAAUCCAAGACGAAACUGAUCACAAUAUUGAUGGGACAAUUGUUACUUAGGGUGUCUGUCAGUGUUAAGACAAUUUUUCACAUGUAUAGUGCUGUUUGUAGGCAGGAUAACGAUAGGGUUUUGGCUGACCCAAGAAUAUUCUCAAGUAUGGGUGACUAGUUACGAGCUUAGGAUCUCUCAUCAGACUGUUUAUAGGCAGUUAUCCAUUUAUGUUCACAUGAGUCUCUUUGCAUGGAAGUGACUGUUACCCAAUCAUGAAGUAUUGUACUUGAAGAUUAUGUCUGUCUCUUGAUCUCGGCAGUUUAGCAUGUAUUAUUUGAUUGAAGCCAAAUUUGUUGAUGAUGCUAAUUAACUACAUGUGUAAGUAUUUGCUCAGUAGCACCACUUUAAUUCAUCAUAAAUUAAAGCUAUCAUCAGUUUGUGGUGCUUUUGCAGCAAAUGCCUGUUCUGUGUAUUGCAUGUUAAAGUAACACAUCAGAGUAUUUUAUAUGUGUGUAUAAAUCACCAACAUAUCUGCACUAGUGAUAAGUAAUUAAGUUAUAUAUGGAUAAACAGAUGUUUUGUGGUGUCAAUAUUUUUUUUCAGUUAUUGUUUUCUUUAGGAAUGUGGCCUCCAUUUGUUAUAUGUGAAAUGUUAUGUAUAAUUUAUCCUGUCAAUUUCCUAACGGUGAGUCUAUAAAUAUGUUACUGGUUAGGCCGUCAGUGUUUUCCUAAGCAUGUUGUUUCCAUGUGAAUAUUACAAAUUGUCAAAUGAUGUGUUCAUAAUUUACAGUCAUUUUCUCUAUGUAUGUUUAACUAUAUGAUAAAGUGGUAUAUAUUUAGCCUGUUUAGGAUCUCCACGAUAUAUCUUUGCUUUGAAUUAUAUUCUCCUGACAGUCUAAAGUAAUUUAAUUACUCAACAAGUCAGACUUUUGAAAAUAUUUUCAAUAUUAUAUCAAUAAAAUAUUACUUUAAAAAGAAUUAUUUUAAGAUCUGACACAUUAUUUCCUAUUUAUGUGAAAUGUCUUAAUAUAUAUCAACUGUAUAAUGACCUCAAAUAAUGGCACAAGUCACUUAUCACUAUUUGUGACAAGACCUUGGUGAGGACAGAUCAAGCAAUUACCGGUAAUGUCAAGUGACAAAGUUUUGAUGUGUUUGAAAAGCCAAAUAUCAAGAAUAGGUAUGAAAGAAUGAAACCAUACCCUCUGGCCCCACUCUAUGGAACAUAUACUACUCAGUAAAGUUAAGGAUCACUCAAUUCUUUCACAUUACUAUAGUUAAGCUGUCAUGACAUGACAAUGACAAGAAUGACCUGGUCAUUUUUACUUGUUUUGAGUAGUACCGUAUUCAAUGUAAUUAGCGCCCCGCUCUAAUAAACGCCCACGGCGAUAUUUGCUAA